AUGUCGUCGUCGCCUUCCUCGGCCCAUUGGCUCGGCAUCGUCGGGACCAUCUGGCUACAGACCAUCAACGGCCCCAACUCCGACUUCCCCGUCUACUCGUCGCAGCUCAAGGAGCUCAAGGGCAUCUCCCAGGUGCAGCUCAACUUCCUCGCAUUCGCCUCCGACGCCGGCAAGCUCUUUGGCUGGUUCUCCGGCGUGGCCGCGCUCUACGUGCCGCUCCCGAUCGUCGCCUUCGUCGGCGCGUGCUUCGGCCUCGUCGGCUACGGUGUGCAGUUCCUCUUGUUGGACAGCCCAGGGCUCAAGUUCUGGCACCUGUUCCUGCUCACCGCCCUCGCCGGGAACGGCAUCUGCUGGAUCAACACCGUCUGCUACCUGCUGAGCGUCAACAACUUCGCGUCCAGGAGCCGCGUCGCCGUCAGCCUCGCCACCAGCUACCUGGGCCUCAGCGCCACGGUGUACACCAGCCUGGCCGAGACCUUGCCCCGCCUGGCCGACUCCAAGGCCAAGACGUACCUCCUCCUCAAUGCCGUGGUGCCGGUGAUCGUCUCCGUGUUCGUGGCGCCGGCCCUCAGGCUGUUCGACCUCAAGAGCGACUCCAUGUCGAGCACGGACACGGCAUUCCUCGUCAUGUUCGCGAUCACGCUCGCCACCGGGGCGUGCGCCAUGGUCGGCAGCAUCGGCUCCACGGCCAGCUGGCUGUCCUCCAGGGAGCAGAUGGUGAGCCUCAGCGUGCUGCUGGCCGUCCCCAUGGUUAUCCCGGUGGCGCUCAAGAUGCGGGAGGGCAUGAACAAGGUCGGGGAGAACAUGAUCCACGAUCUCGCCACCGAUGACGCCGUGGUCGUGAUCGAGGUGACGGACUUGGAGACCACCGCCGCCGAGGAGGAGGUCGGAGGCCUCCAGCUGCUCAAGAAGCCGGACUUCUGGCUAUACUUCUUCAGCUACAUGCUCAGCGGCACCCUGGGCCUGGUCUACCUCAACAAUCUUGGACAGAUUGCCGAGUCGCGAGGUCUCGGCCGGACUUCCACUCUGGUCUCCCUGUCGUCUUCCUUCGGCUUCUUCGGUCGCCUCCUCCCGUCCUUCAUGGACUACUACUCUGCAAAAAGCGGCCACAGCAUAUCCAGGACGGGGUCCAUGGCGUCGCUGAUGGCUCCUAUGGCGUGCGCCUUCUUCCUCUUGCUCAACCAGGGCAGCGUCUUCCUGUACGCGAGCACGGCCAUCAUCGGGACCUGCACGGGGGCCAUGACGUCGGUGGCAGUGUCGGCGACGAGCGAGCUGUUCGGCGCCAAGAACUUCGCCGUCAACCACAACGUCCUGGUGUCCAACAUCCCCGUCGGCUCGCUCUGCUUCGGCUACUUCUCGGCGUUCCUGUACCAGCGGGAGGCCAGCGCGCGGGGCGCCGCCACAUGCUCCGGCGCCAGCUGCUACCAGGCGACCUUCGCCAUCUGGGGCGCCAGCUGCGUCGUCGGCACGCUGCUCUGCGUCGUCCUCUACGUCCGGUCGCGCAGCUUCGCCGGCAAGCUGCCGGUGAGGUUACAGUGGCUGUCCCGCUUAGCUAACUUCCUAGGUGCUCGUCAGAAGAAAUUCUAUCGAGUUCUCCCGGAGACCAGGGCUAGAGCGGACCAGAUCGUGCUGCGCCAAUGCAAGAAGAAGGCCCGCCAGAUGCAGUACGAGGUGCGCUAUGUGGCCAUCUCGACAUACCAUCACGACUAUCUUGGUGUUACCAAAUUGGGUUAUGGAAAAGACGAGUCCUGGGCGGCAUUGGUGGAUCUUUGGUGUGAUGAGGCUGGAGCCUGGGCGGCUAUGAGUGUCAAAAACAAGGCUAACCAAGGGAAGGAGGGAGUACAUGCUCAGGGAAACCGAAACCACUAUCUCCACAAGGCACUUAAUGAGGAGAAACUGAAGCGGCCGCUCUCACACAUGCAGCGGCCACUCUCACACAUGCAGGCGUGGGAGAUCGCCCAUACGCGGAAGGACCCCAAGCCUGGCGAGCCCAAGUACUACGGCAAGAAGACCGCGCAUAGGAAGAAGGCCUACUCCGAUGGGUAUCUGGCGUUACAUCCUGACACACCUGACCCCAUUGCGGCGGAUCUGGACGAAAGGGUGGUGGUGGGCAUGGGGCCCCGAAGGAGCACGGUCGGGAGGCGGUUCUCGAUGCUGUGA
Messenger RNA from Aegilops tauschii subsp. strangulata, 2160 nucleotides. The record is from RefSeq and is a predicted model, not a curated record. Lineage: Eukaryota; Viridiplantae; Streptophyta; Magnoliopsida; Poales; Poaceae.